Messenger RNA from Linum tenue, 1423 nucleotides. NCBI's taxonomy places the organism in Eukaryota, Viridiplantae, Streptophyta, Magnoliopsida, Malpighiales, Linaceae. The record is from the annotation of a GenBank genome assembly.
CCACAAUACCGGCGACUGGCGAGGCGAUCAGGCUAGCGAAUUCCCUCAGCACCCAUUUCGCCAGCGUCGGAAAAUGCGGGCUCAUCUGUGAGAAAUUUUCCGUCCGGACAACUCAGCAGACUGCUUCUCGCCGUGAAACCCCCCAAAUCCGCCGGUAGUGGAAUGGCCGGAAUAGUGGUCGUGUUCGACUUUGAUCGGACCUUAAUCGACGGAGACAGUGAUAGAUGGGUGGUGACUCAAAUGGGUCUCUCAUCUUUGUUCAAUCAGCUCCGCACGACGCUCCCCUGGAACUCGCUUAUGGAUAGGAUGAUGGUGGAGCUUCAUUCUCAAGGGAAAACAGCUGCGGACAUUGCUCAGUGCUUAAGUCAGACUCCAUUGCAUCCGCAGGUCAUUGAAGCGAUAAGAUCAGCUCAUGCCCUUGGGUGAUGUGAAUUGAGAAUCAUUAGUGAUGCAAACCUCUUUUUCAUUGAGAAGAUCUUGGACCAUCAUGGACUGUUGGGAUGCUUCUCACAGAUCGACACAAACCCGGGUGAGUUGGAUGAGCACGGGAGGGUUAGGAUCUCGCCUUAUCAUGAUCACAGCUUAUCUCCUCAUGGCUGCUGCCUGUGUCCUUCCAACAUGUGCAAGGGCUUGAUAAUCAAUCAAAUUCGCAGUUCCAUUUCGAACGACGAGAAUAAGCGAUUUAUCUACCUUGGGGAUGGCGGUGGUGAUUACUGCCCGUCUCUGAAGCUUGGAGAAAGUGAUUAUGUAAUGCCAAGGAAGAACUAUCCUCUAUGGACACGAAUUCACAGUGACCCGCUGCUCAUCAAGGCAGAAGUUCACGAAUGGACUGAUGGCGAGGAGCUUGCAGAAAUCCUCCUCCGCCUGAUUCAUACCAUAUCUGCUGAUGGAAAAACUACUUGAGCAAUUCUUGUGAGCUGAAUGAAUUCCUCAUACUGCCGGUUUUCAGGUAACGAGGCAGAUCUCUUGGUCUAUCCUCCCGGUGUUAUUGACCUAUUGAAAUGCAUCACUUUAGGUGGGAUGCCCUUAUUAUUACACCCGAAUAGAGCGAAGCUACGGGUGCUUGUUGUCUGGCAAUAGCUUCUGAACUCGUAGGAGCUUGGUUCCUGCUGUGCAAGUUGCUUGGGAACAAAAGCAGAACUAAAACUGUGGAUUCGUACGGGUGCUCUAUAGUUUAUGUUUUAAGCUGGUGUCUUGUGCUCAGACUUCCUAGAGAGAAAACGAUGUUAUUACGAUGUGAAGUGUUCUUCAUGCGUGUUUGUUGUUAUUGGAAUCUAAGUUACGUUAUUCAAUUCUUACUGGAGAUUUCUACGACUAUGACUACUCUAUAGAGAGAUCUCUAGGUCUGCAACAAAGUGUUCUUCAUGAUGUGUGUAGAGAAACCGAUGAUUUUACAAGUAUUGUCCAUGUGAGUGCUGGAUCC